UAUUACAGAUUUAAACUAAAAGCGAUCAAGAUUGGGUUCAGGUUGAUGCUCAGUCGCAUACCAGAUACUCUCUCUCUCUCUCUCUCUCUCUCUCUCUCUCUCUCUCUCUCUCUCUCACACACACACACACACACACACACACACCAGAUCGAUAGUGCUUUUGGGUGGAGUUCAUUCUGAAGAUGUAAAAUGCUCAUUUUGUAGUGGUCCUAGCUAGCUCCAAGAUGUGGAAUUUUGCAUCCAACUGUCUGGCUGGAACUAGAGGGCUCAAGAAUGAUGUACUGAAACCUACACAAAAUUCAACGGAUUGCUCUGAUGACGAAGCUUCUUCCCAUACUAGCAGAGAGGAAGGUUUGGAAUGUCCGAUAUGCUGGGAAUCUUUUAACCUUGUUGAAAAUAUACCAUACGUUUUGUGGUGCGGGCACACACUAUGCAAAAACUGCAUCCUAGGACUACAGUUUGCUGUUGUGAAAUUUCCCACUCUGCCUCUUCAGCUCCCACUCUUUAUAUCCUGCCCCUGGUGCAACCUCUUAUCACUUCGUCUAGUUUAUAGGGGGAACCUGAAAUUUCCUCGUAAGAACUUCUUCCUUCUGUGGAUGCUCGAGAGCAUGAACGGUGAUAGAGUGAACCCUCACUCCACCAACUGUGGGGAUCAUCAGGGUGUUUGUCCAUCGAGCACUAGAUCACUAGGAAGCUCAGUUGGGAAUACAGAGAGAAGCACCAAUCAUUUCCAUCUUUCUGAACAAUCAGGCUCAAGUCUUGAUGGAAGUCAGUUCAACAGCUAUCAUCCCUUGGAAAGGCUGCAUUUGUCCCUCAGAAAGUCCCUCGUUUUCUUCGUUCAUCUGACGGCCAAAUUCCCCCUAGUCAUCUUUUUCCUUCUCAUCAUAUUGUACGUAAUACCAGCCAGUGCCGCCAUCUUAGCCCUGUACAUAGUCAUCACUAUCCUCUUCGCCCUUCCAUCUUUCCUCAUUCUGUACUUUGCUUAUCCGAGCUUGGAUUGGCUUGUGAGAGAGAUCGUCACUUGACAAAUCCUCUCCUCGUUUUCCUUUUCCUUUUGGAGUAUGCAAUCCAUCCCUCUAUGAAUCUUUCCACAAUGCCAAGUCAAAUAAUACUGUUUCAGGUUAGAACUUCCUAGAUUCCUGAGUUAGUGUUUACGGCAGUGACCUUUAUUUGUUGGGUGCUUUUGUCCUGUUUGGGUGGCUGUGCAGUUCUGUUCUGUUUAUCGGCACCCUUUAGUCGAAAGGCUGUUCAAGCUUUUUCUAGUAGUAUGGUGUGGGUCACUUCCGUGCCUGGUGCUCGUACAAUGGCCAUAGGUAGUCUCUAGAAGUGUCAUCUGUGUAUAUAUUUGUGGCCGGUGGCUUUAGCUAUGAAUGAUGGCUGAUUUGGACGAUGGGCUUUCUUGGUUUUAUUUUGUGAUUUUCUCAAGUUAUUACCUCUAUUUGGAACUCAUGUACUCAAUUAUUUUGUGUACACAAGUUAGGAGAAUUCUCUCAGUUUUAGAGCUA
Salvia splendens (bonfire salvia) is the source of this 1505-nucleotide messenger RNA. RefSeq lists its product as uncharacterized. The record is from RefSeq and is a predicted model, not a curated record. The transcript has 2 exons. Lineage: Eukaryota; Viridiplantae; Streptophyta; Magnoliopsida; Lamiales; Lamiaceae. The coding region runs from base 225 to 1025 and encodes 266 amino acids.